AUGUCCGCAGCUGGUGACGAGCUUGUCAAUGAGAUGGCCAAAGACUUGAAGAUGUCGAGAUUACCUAAGAAACAGCGUCUGGUCAGUCGACAACUUCACGACCCUCAUCCCCAACCCGCCGGCAAGAUGAAGUUGAACAUCUCCUACCCUGCCAAUGGCAGCCAGAAGCUCAUCGAGAUUGAGGAUGAGCGCAAGCUCCGUGUCUUCAUGGAGAAGCGCAUGGGCGCUGAGGUCCCCGGUGACUCCGUCGGCGACGAGUUCAAGGGCUACAUCUUCAAGAUCACCGGCGGCAACGACAAGCAGGGUUUCCCCAUGAAGCAGGGUGUCAUGCACCCUACCCGUGUCCGCCUCCUCCUCUCCGACGGCCACUCCUGCUACCGCCCCCGCCGCACCGGUGAGCGCAAGCGCAAGUCCGUCCGUGGCUGCAUCGUCGGCAUGGACCUCUCCGUCCUUGCCCUCUCCAUCGUCAAGCAGGGCGAGGCCGACAUCCCCGGCCUGACCGACGUCGUCCACCCCAAGCGCCUCGGCCCCAAGCGCGCCACCAAGAUCCGCAAGUUCUUCAGCCUCACCAAGGAUGACGAUGUCCGCAAGUACGUCAUCCGCCGCGAGGUCCAGCCCAAGGGCGAGGGCAAGAAGCCUUACACCAAGGCCCCCAAGAUCCAGAGACUCGUCACUCCCCAGCGUCUCCAGCACAAGCGCCACCGCAUCGCCCUCAAGCGCCGCCAGGCCGAGAAGGUCAAGGACGAGGCUAACGAAUACGCCCAGAUCCUCGCCAAGCGUGUCGCUGAGCGCAAGGCCGAGAAGGCCGACGCCCGCAAGCGCCGUGCCUCCUCCAUGCGCAAGUAA
Colletotrichum aenigma is the source of this 846-nucleotide messenger RNA. It is a transcript of the gene rps602, whose product is annotated as 40S ribosomal protein S6-B. Bases 1 to 846 code for a protein of 281 amino acids. The transcript has 6 exons. Gene Ontology annotation, cellular component: ribosome. The record is from RefSeq and is a predicted model, not a curated record. Gene Ontology annotation, biological process: translation. Lineage: Eukaryota; Fungi; Ascomycota; Sordariomycetes; Glomerellales; Glomerellaceae. Gene Ontology annotation, molecular function: structural constituent of ribosome.